Messenger RNA from Cheilinus undulatus (humphead wrasse), 2023 nucleotides. RefSeq names its product oocyte zinc finger protein XlCOF6.1-like. NCBI's taxonomy places the organism in Eukaryota, Metazoa, Chordata, Actinopteri, Labriformes, Labridae. Gene Ontology annotation, cellular component: nucleus. The record is from RefSeq and is a predicted model, not a curated record. The transcript is spliced from 2 exons. Bases 77 to 1399 code for a protein of 440 amino acids.
UUCAGUUAGCAUCUCGGUCCAGGAGCUGAGAGACCCCAGGAACGUGGCCUUUCUGGUUCUUCUUUGGGUCUUGGAUAUGUGGAAGAUGUCCGGAGGGUUUCAGGGUCCCUCAGGUGUUCCUGAGGAGGUCCAGCAGCGUUUGGUGACUAAAGAAGAUGUUCCCUCAGAGCAGCAGGAGAGGAGCUUCAGCCUGGACCAGGAGAUCACUGAGCCUCUGCACAUAAAAGAGGAACCAGAGGAACUGUGGAGCAGUCAGGAGGGAGAGCAGCUUCAAUGGCAGGAGGAAGCUGAUACCAUCAAGUUCACUUUUUAUCCUGUCCAGGUGAAGAGCGAAGAUGAUGAAGAUGAUGAAGACAGUCUUCAGUACUCACAUCUUCAUGAGAGACGAGCUGAACAUAUGGAAAGAGGAGCUGAUGAAGGAGCAGAGGCAGCCAGCAGCUCUGACCCAGAGAGAGAUUUACAAGCAGAGACUCAGGUCUCUAUUGGAGACUUCUCUGACCCUGACACUGAUGACAGCGCUGAUUGGAAGGGAACAACAGGACACCAGUUGAAUUUAGACUCAGUAGGAAACAAGAAUAAAGGAAGACAGACUGAGAAGAAAAUACUUAGCUGCUCUGAUUGUGGUAAAACAUUUAAAUACAAAAGUUUUCUCACAGAACACAUGAGAGUUCACUCAGGAGAGAAACCCUUCGGCUGCUCCGAGUGUGGUAAAAAAUUUAACCAUAAAAAAAAUUUAAGAAAGCAUAUGACCAUCCACUUGGAAGAGAAACCUUUCAGCUGCUCUGUGUGUGGUAAAGGAUUUAAUCAAAAAGUUACUCUCACAGAACAUAUGAGAAAUCACACAGGAGAGAAACCCUUCAUGUGCUCUGAAUGUGGCAAAACAUUUAACAAAUUAUGUAAUCUAAAGGUUCAUAUGGCCAUCCACACAGGAGAGAAACCCUUCAGCUGCUCUGAGUGUGGUAAAAGUUUUAACAAAAACAGAAACUUAAGCAGACACAUGUUGGUUCACACUGGAGAGAAACUCUUAAGCUGCCCUGAGUGUGGUCAGAAAUUUGGCCUGAAAAAUAAUCUGAUAAGACACAUGGGAAUUCAUUCAAGAGAGAAAUCCUUCGGCUGCUUUGUGUGUGGUGAAAGAUUUCGCCUCAAAGACCAGCUGGAAAAACACAUGCGGCGGCACACAGAAGAUGACCUUUUCAGCUGCUUUGAGUGCGGUAAAAGGUUUAAGAAAAAAGGUUAUCUGACACAACAUAUGAGGAUUCAUACAAGAGAGAAACCCUGCUGUCCUGAAUGUGGCAAAACAUUUAGCAAUCAAAGUAAUGUGAUCAGACACAUGGCACUUCAUACAAGGAAAGAGGAUUUUCCUGCUGUGUUAAAUAAUGAAGCUUUGAACAUUAUCUGAUGCAACACAUGAAAGUGUGCACAGAAAGACUCUAGUGGUGCCUGUUUUAGAUAGGGAUUCAUUGUUCUGCUGUGGAACUAAAAUGAUGAAGAGACCUGGAGGAGGAGUUAUUGAGAGGAACAACCAGCUGGAUCUAAUCUGGUGUUGUGCUUUGUUUAAUUACCUUUAUGGUAGUCUUGGAUUGACUGUAACAAACAGUAUGAUUUAGCAUAUUUAUGUUACUGAACUGUAUAUUUAUAUCAUAUUGCACCUUACCUUGUGAUGAACAUUUGUUGAAUGAAGUGUGGGCUAUAUUGUGAGCUAUUUCCUUUUUUCUUCUGAAUAUCAUAAAUGUUUAUUUUGCUAUUAAUUUUACUAUUAUUUAAUGUGCGUAAGGCUGUGUUAAAUUGAACUGAUAGUUAAACUCUUUGAUUGGAAAAAAUGUCUUUUCAAAGGAACCAGAGGGUCUAUCUGAUAAUUCUUUAAUGUUCUCUCAUUUCUGUCAGUGACUUCUGUGAGGGGUGCACCGUAUUGAGUUUUUGAUGAUAUCUGAUAAGCCAAUAUUUCCAAACUUAUUUUAGCUUUUACCAAUAUGCAACCCCAGUUCCAAAAGAAUGUGGGUGCUGUGUAAAAUGGUAAAUAAAA